Protobothrops mucrosquamatus (brown spotted pit viper) is the source of this 1519-nucleotide messenger RNA. RefSeq names its product F-box and leucine rich repeat protein 20 (gene FBXL20). The record is from RefSeq and is a predicted model, not a curated record. The transcript is spliced from 15 exons. Bases 15 to 1325 code for a protein of 436 amino acids. Lineage: Eukaryota; Metazoa; Chordata; Lepidosauria; Squamata; Viperidae. Gene Ontology annotation, molecular function: protein binding.
GCCAGGCCUCAGCCAUGAGGAGGGAAAUGAAUGGGGUCACUAAGGGCCGGUUUGAGAUGUUCUCAAAUAAUGAUGAGGCUGUGAUCAAUAAAAAGCUUCCCAAAGAGUUGCUUCUUCGAAUAUUCUCCUUUCUGGAUGUGGUCACUCUAUGCCGCUGCGCGCAGGUCUCCAGGGCAUGGAAUGUCCUAGCUUUGGAUGGUAGCAAUUGGCAACGCAUUGACCUGUUUGAUUUCCAGAGGGACAUUGAGGGGCGUGUAGUAGAGAAUAUUUCUAAAAGAUGUGGAGGAUUCCUUCGAAAACUGAGUCUACGCGGAUGCCUAGGUGUGGGAGACAACGCAUUGAGGACAUUUGCCCAAAACUGCAGAAAUAUUGAAGUGUUGAAUCUAAAUGGCUGCACCAAGAUUACAGAUGCUACAUGUACUAGCCUUAGUAAAUUUUGCUCAAAGUUACGGCAUCUUGAUCUAGCUUCCUGCACAUCAAUAACCAACCUGUCACUGAAAGCAUUGAGUGAGGGGUGCCCUCUACUAGAGCAACUCAAUAUCUCGUGGUGUGACCAAGUGACAAAAGAUGGCAUCCAAAAUUUGGUGAGAGGCUGUGGUGGACUCAAAGCUCUGUUUCUUAAAGGCUGUACACAGCUGGAAGAUGAAGCUCUCAAAUACAUUGGUGCAAACUGUCCUGAAUUAGUGACUCUGAAUUUGCAAACAUGCUUGCAAAUAACAGAUGAUGGCCUCAUUACAAUAUGUAGAGGAUGCCACAAGUUGCAAUCUCUAUGUGCUUCUGGCUGUUCCAACAUCACUGAUGCCAUCUUGAAUGCGUUAGGGCAAAAUUGUCCAAAACUUAGGAUAUUGGAAGUAGCUCGGUGUUCCCAGCUUACAGAUGUGGGCUUCACAACUCUGGCUCGGAAUUGUCAUGAACUUGAAAAAAUGGACUUGGAGGAAUGUGUUCAGAUAACAGACAGCACAUUAAUCCAGCUUUCCAUACACUGUCCACUGCUCCAAGUUUUGAGUUUAUCACACUGUGAGCUGAUUACUGAUGAUGGUAUUCGCCAUUUAGGCAAUGGUGCCUGUGCCCAUGAUCGUUUGGAGGUCAUUGAGCUGGAUAACUGCCCCUUGAUCACAGAUGCCUCCCUGGAACACCUCAAGAGCUGCCACAGCCUGGAAAGGAUAGAAUUGUAUGACUGCCAACAGAUUACCCGAGCUGGAAUUAAGAGACUCAGGACCCACUUACCCAAUAUUAAAGUCCACGCCUACUUUGCACCUGUAACUCCACCACCAUCUGUGGGGGGCAGCAGACAGCGUUUCUGCAGAUGUUGCAUCAUCCUAUGACGUGAGAGCCAGUCUACCUUGUGAAAAACAAACUGAGUAUUUAAAUUACCCUUCUAGAAGUUACAGUGGACACCAGUAUCUCUGCCAACAAAAUGAUGCCAGUGCUCCUUCACCAGGGCUUUUGGAAAACAAAGCAGGGGAAGCUGGUGCAAAACAUUGUUCCCCUUUUUUAUCCCACAUAAAAAGACACACUU